UGAGCCUACGCGUCCCGUUGUGUGGAAGCUUUGUUUAAUUCAGGCGGGAGAUUUGGAAACAACAACCUAUUCUGCACAGCUCGUGUCAAGCCAAAGAUACACAACUCCAUACAGCUUAUUGACAGAUCAGUUUAUGGAAUUCAACGGGCAGAUGGACUUUCUUACUGAUGAGCAGUUGCUGUCUGUCUUCCACCUCAAGAAGACGGAAAUUUCGUGCAUAGAACAACCGCUCAUCUUCCUCACACAACUGAGAGACCACAACCUGUUGCCGGAGACGCGUUUCAAGAAGGUGAAAGGGAUGCGCACUCGAGAGCAGAGGCAGCAAGGAGUCUAUGAUGUUCUGGAGUGGCUGGAGAGAGAGAGAUCUCAGGACAUUCGGCGUUUCUGGCGAUGUGUGUUUGAAGAUCAUAUCGUGCAGAAGUACCCCACGCUACACCUGCUCAGGAAAAGCCUGCCAGAAACCGUAACCAAAUUCUCUGAGGAACGUAUAGGCAUUGAGACACUGACAGAAAAUAGUGGACAAAAGGAGAAGAACGGGACAUACAACAGAAAGAGAAAUGACAGAAGUGAUGAUCCGGGUUCUUCAGCCAAGAAACCCUCAUUCUCACCUCAUGAGAAAGGAAGCAAAGAGAGGAUUUGGAUGCUUUCUAGAUAUAAAACUCAGCUGCCUGUAAAGUGUGGGGAUAAAGAGGGCAUUCUCUAUCGAGACAAACUGGCCAAGGGAGAGAAGUGUAUCAGAGAAGGGGCUCAGGGACGCUGGUUCUCCCCAAGUGAAUUUGAGAAGUUUGCAGGGAAGGAAAGUAGCAGAAACUGGAAAGCCAGCAUCCGCUGUGAUGGCACACCACUUAAAAAACUCAUUGAGGAGAAUCAUCUUCAGUGUCCACCGAUGAAGAACAGAGAUAGAACAUCUGUCCGAAAAAGCAAGAAAAACAUUUCUAUUAGCUCAUCUGAGAGCUCCAGUACAGAUUCAGAAACCAGCGCCAGUUCAGAAGAGGAAAGUGAGGCGGAAGACGUCCAAAAGCAGAGCAAGAGAGCAGGACUAAGAUCACAGUUUAGAAGUGGAGUUGAUGAUUAUGGGGAGGAGGAAGAUGAGAUGGUAGAUCUGACUGUUUUUCAAGCACCAUCUUUACCAGUCUCCUGUGUCUCACUCAUUGGGACUCUGUUCAAAGACAGAUUUGCCACAGGGAGGUGUGGGAAGAGUAUACGGACCAAGCAACACUGGUUUACUCCGGAGGAAUUUGUAAAGGAGGAACCAACUCUCUCUGAUGGACUCUGGAAAAGAGAUAUACUGUGCCAUGGAAAAACUCUCAACUUUUUAUGCGAGAAAAAGAUCCUGGACAUCCAUCCGAAAAACUGUACAUGUGUGAAGUGCAGCACUAAUCCAGAUGAUCUGAUGGACCAGAACAACGAUGAUGAGUGUAAUGUGUGUCACUCUGAGGGGAAUCUGGUGUGUUGUGAUAAAUGUCCACGAGCUUUUCAUCCAGACUGUCACCUACCUGCUGUAAAUGAAGAAGACUCGGCCUGGCAGUGGAUUUGUACCUUUUGCAUGUUAAGAACCCGUCAACGAGGGUGUGCCUCCAGAAACAUGACUGAACAAGAAGCUUUUGAUGUUCCAAUAUCUCAAUGCAGACUGCAGUGCCACUACCUGCUGUUAUGUAUGUACAAUGAAGAUAUCCAGAAGGUGUUUGUAAAGGAUCCACGCCCAAAUGUGAGAAGAUACUCUGAGUUCAUAUCCGAUCCAAUGUGGCUGAACAGAAUAAAGCAGAAGUUGAAAGAUAACAUGUAUCAGAAGUUUGGAGAGUUUGCCUCUGACUUUCAGCUCAUUUUCAGCAACUGCAGGAAAUUUAAUCGGGAUAACAAAUUUGGCCAGUUGGGUGCCAAACUGAAAGAAAUCUUUGAGGAUGAGAUCCAGAAAAUCUUCUUUAUCCAAUAAGGGUUCUCUUUUUCUUUUGUCUUUCAAAGUUGAUGGAGAAAUCUAAGCAGCUUUGAAUAUUAUAAUGUAAAUGAGAUGUAUUGCAUUUCUUAUCCCACUGCCCUAGGAUGAAUACUUUGGUUAAUAUUCUCGCUGCACACCUUUUUUAUAAUUCAAUUUUUCUAUGCAGUCAUAUAUUAUUUACAACAUAGGUUACAGAUGGUCAUAUAUUAUGUCUGUAUUAUCAGCCUUUUGUCCUCCUUAUAGAUUCUAAUUACUGUCUACUGACUUUAAGGUGAAGGGUGUCAUUUUUAUAAAUGCAAAAAGUAUUCUUGCACUUUUUCCUCAUACGUUAAGCAUUGAAUAGGUUAUUUGUAAAAUGAAUUCCAUGAUUGACCUAAAAAACCUAUAUUUUUAUUGACUUUUGUUAUUAAUUAUUUUACUUGUUUUUAGUCUUCUGUUCUGUUGUUUUGUUUUGUUUUGAUGCUUUCAUGUACAAAAAAAUGAGAAUAAUUUUGGCUGAGGAUCGUAAACAUUGUAAACAAUCUGGAAUUUGUUUCCAAUUUUGGUGUUGGGUAAAUUUACGUUAGCUUUUAUGUUAGGCUUUUUUUUUAAUUGUAAGUAAAACAGACACUUUAAUAUGAUGUUUAUAUUUAAUAUAAUGUACUUUAAUAAAAGUAAGACCAUCUCUGUGUGUUUAAUAUGU
Messenger RNA from Danio rerio (zebrafish), 2618 nucleotides. The record is from RefSeq and is a predicted model, not a curated record. NCBI's taxonomy places the organism in Eukaryota, Metazoa, Chordata, Actinopteri, Cypriniformes, Danionidae.